AAGAUUAUUCUUGGAGACACAAGAACGCAUGCUCUUAAGGUUUAGCAAAAUGAGGAUAACGGGGUUUGCUUUUUUGCUAUUGUUUACCAUGCUCUUAAGUUUUAGUCAUGCAGCUAUAACGCCAACAAGUCCUUUGUCAAUAGGCCAAACUCUCAGCUCCUCUGACGAUAUUUAUGAAUUGGGGUUCUUCAGUCCUAAUAACACCCAAGAUCAAUACGUUGGAAUCUGGUUGAAGGGUAUUAUUCCCCAGGUGGUUGUGUGGGUGGCCAAUAGAAAAGAUCCUGUUACAGACUCCCCGGCUAAUCUAACUAUCAGCAGCAACGGAAGUCUUCUCUUAUUAAAUGGUAAAGAUGGCGUUGUGUGGUCCACCGGAGGAACUUUUGCUUCUAACGGGUCUCGUGCAGAGCUUUCGAACGCAGGAAAUCUUAUUAUCACCGAAAAUGUUUCAGGAAGAAUUCUAUGGGAAAGCUUUGAGCAUCUUGGUAAUACUCUGCUGCCUUUCUCAACCCUCACGUAUAAUCUCACCACCGGAGAGAAGCAGGUGUUGACUUCUUGGAAAAGUGACACCGAUCCAUCCCCUGGUGACUUUGUGGUUCUGAUUACACCCCAAGUGCCAUCACAGCUGUUUACUAAGAGAGGCUCGGCACCUUAUUGGAGAAGCGGUCCAUGGGCUAAAACAAGGUUCAUUGGCAUACCGUUAAUGGAUGUAUCAUUAACAAGUCCAUUUAGCCUUCAGCAGGAUGAACACGGGUCAGUAUCUUUCACUUAUAUAGACAGAAACAUUAAACCUCCACGUAUAAUGAUAACAUCGGAGGGCCCAGUGAAGAUUUUUCAGCAUAAUGGGACCGAGUGGGAGUUAGACUUUGAGGUUCCAGCGAACCCAUGUGAUCAUUAUGGUGUAUGUGGACCUUUUGGACUGUGUAUUAUGUCAUCAUCUCUAACGUGUAAAUGCUUCAAAGGGUUUGUACCAAAAUCCAUUGAGAAGUGGAAAAGAGGAAACUGGACAGAUGGUUGUGUGAGGCGUACCAAACUACUUUGUCAAGGCAAUGUUACCAAUGAAACCAUGUUCCAUCCUGUUGUCAACACAAAGCCUCCAGACAAUUACGAAUUUACAAGGGCUUCUAAUGAUAUAGACUGCCACCGAAGUUGCCUGGAGAACUGUUCUUGCUUGGCCUUUUCUUUUAUCAAUGGAAUAGGGUGCUUAGUGUGGAAUCAGGAACUAAUGGACGUAGUGCAGUUUUCUGAAGGUGGAGAGCUUUUAUCCAUUCGUCUUGCAAGCUCUGAAUUAGGUUUGAUCUUUUACCUCUUUAUCCUCAACUCUACAGAUAUUAUUCUUUAGUAGCAUUGCUUAUUAUUUAAUUUCUGUUUUGUCUUAUAUAUAAGAGUGAAGUGCUCAGAUACUCUUAAUGAGGCAAAAAGUGAUCUAGCAUACUCUCACGU
Molecule: messenger RNA, 1440 nt
Organism: Raphanus sativus (radish)
Lineage: Eukaryota; Viridiplantae; Streptophyta; Magnoliopsida; Brassicales; Brassicaceae
Product: G-type lectin S-receptor-like serine/threonine-protein kinase At1g61480
Exons: 1
Coding region: 29-1339 (436 amino acids)
Biological process (GO): recognition of pollen
Source: RefSeq, a predicted model, not a curated record